This is a messenger RNA of Mycena indigotica, 1220 nucleotides long. RefSeq lists its product as uncharacterized. Lineage: Eukaryota; Fungi; Basidiomycota; Agaricomycetes; Agaricales; Mycenaceae. The transcript is spliced from 4 exons. The coding region runs from base 99 to 1220 and encodes 373 amino acids. The record is from RefSeq and is a predicted model, not a curated record.
AUACAGUACCUGACUGUCAGCAACUGCACCCACGAUGCCCUUCGCCGAAGCUGAUGCCUUUCGAGCGAACUCGACUUGAAUGGUGUUGGGGUUUAUCCAUGGGGUCUCUCGACAUGUAUUUGACCUCAUUCUCUGAUCCUGAUUUGGAAGCACUUCUGGAAGACGACAGCUCUUUCUUAACCUUUGAUUCCCGCUUCGCGACGAGGUUGCUUCAACAUCUACCAGAUAGGCAAGCCAGAGGCCAGCCCACUUUUAUUGACAACAUAUACAGUGACCGCGACAAGCCGUUCAAGUAUAUCGUCUGGGACGCUAAUAAAGCCACCAUGGAACUGCCUCGCCAGAUUGUUUCUUCAAUCCCGCCCCAUAUUACCAUUGGCCGGUCAAUAAGGAAGCUCUGUCAGCACCGACUCUCUCGGUCCGCAACACGAAGACGGAGGUUGUGGGACCUUUUUUAUAUGCUUUAUUAUCUUCCGCACGCAAGUCCUCGGCCUGAAAUCAAUCAAGUCAAACCCAGUCGCGUGAACGCCCGGUUGAUCACACUGGGCUGUGUCUUCAGGCAAUGGUUGUUCGCAAAAGUGCCCUCUGGAUUCAUCACGGGUAUACCAAACGCAGAACUCUCGGAGGAAUCGGAAGGCUCUGAAGGAUAUCCGAGUACUGCGUCUGCCAGUGACGACGAAGAUACGAUCACAGACUCGGAACAGAGCUUGGGCUCCACUGGAAAAACCAUAUACGUCGUUCGAAAACCGGCGUGUAAUUUCUCGAAAUUCAGGGUGAAAGCUCGGCGCGAAAAACGAAUCACCAAUUGGGUUCACGAAGUUGGCCGGUUUGAGAUGGACGACAAAUUUCUCUUCGAUGCCGACGAAGUGGAGAUGGUCCAACACGACGAGGCGCCUUCGGAUGUGAAGUUGAACCUGCAGGAGCCAUAUUCAAGUCCCGAAUCAUCCUUUUCGACACCAGUCCCUUCCGAGCUUGAAGGUGAUCCAAUUGCAAUAACGAUAGACAACGCCGACAUCUCUGAAUCUGUUCUCCACGCAUCCAUAAUCCGACAACCGGGAGAAAAUAUUGUCAACUUGAAAUCGAUCGUGGAGAUGAAGGAUCAAUGCACAGAGCGGGUCGAGAGUUGGCUGUGCGAUCUGGACUGUUCUGAUCCGGAGAUGGACGACAAAUCUACUUGCGCUGAUGCCGAAGGGAAAGCAGUCGAAGCACAAGCGAUGGCCUAA